Molossus molossus (Pallas's mastiff bat) is the source of this 2477-nucleotide messenger RNA. It is a transcript of the gene LRPAP1, whose product is annotated as LDL receptor related protein associated protein 1. Gene Ontology annotation, cellular component: endoplasmic reticulum; cis-Golgi network; endoplasmic reticulum-Golgi intermediate compartment. Bases 1 to 1095 code for a protein of 364 amino acids. The transcript is spliced from 8 exons. Gene Ontology annotation, biological process: negative regulation of receptor internalization; negative regulation of very-low-density lipoprotein particle clearance. Gene Ontology annotation, molecular function: low-density lipoprotein particle receptor binding; lipase binding; receptor antagonist activity. NCBI's taxonomy places the organism in Eukaryota, Metazoa, Chordata, Mammalia, Chiroptera, Molossidae. The record is from RefSeq and is a predicted model, not a curated record.
AUGGCGUCGCGGAGGCGCGGACCCGGGUCGCGCGGGCUGCUGGCGCCGCCGCUGCUGCUGCUGCUGCUGCCGCCGCUGCUGCUCGGACCCUGGCCGGCGGCGGGCCACGGCGGCAAGUACUCGCGGGAGAAGAACGAGGCCGAGCGGCCGGCGAAGCGCGAGCCCGGGGCCGAGUUCCGCAUGGAGAAGCUGAACCAGCUGUGGGAGAAGGCGCAGCGGCUGCAGCUUUCUCCCGUGGAACUGUCCGAGCUCCAUGCUGAUCUCAAGAUACAGGAAAGGGGUGAGCUCGGCUGGAAGAAGCUGAAGGCCGAAGGCUUAGAUGAAGACGGGGAGAAGGAAGCGAAGCUGAUCCGCAGCCUCAAUGUCAUCCUGGCCAAGUACCGUCUGGACGGGAGGAAGGACGCCCGGGCCAUCAGCAGCAACUCCCUCAACGAGGGCACCGAGCAGGACAGCCUGGAGGACCCCAGGCUGGAGAAACUGUGGCACAAGGCGAAGACGUCCGGGAAGUUCUCCAGGGAGGAGCUGGACAAGCUGUGGCGGGAGCUCCAGCACCACAGGGAGAAAGUGCGAGAGUACAACGUCCUGCUGGAGACCCUGAGCCGGACGGAAGAGAUGCAGGAGAACGUCAUCAGCCCCUCGGACAUGAGCCGUGUGCAGGAGGAAGCUGCGCUGCACAGCAGACACGCGGACCUGAAGGACCGGCUGCGGGGCAUCAGCCAGGGCUACGACCGCCUGCGGAGAGUCAGCCACCAGGGCUACGGCGCGGAGGCCGAGUUCGAGGAGCCCCGGGUGAUCGAUCUGUGGGACCUGGCCAGGACGGCCAACUUCACCGAGAAGGAGCUGGAGGCCUUUCGGGAGGAGCUGAAGCACUUUGAGGUGAAGAUUGAGAAGCAUAACCACUACCAGAAGCAGCUGGAAAUCUCGCAUCAGAAGCUGAAGCACGUGGAGCGGUUUGGUGACCACGAGCACGUCAGCCGGAACAAGGAGCGCUACGCCAUGCUGGAGGAGAAGACCAAGGAGCUGGGCUACAAGGUGAAGAAGCACUUACAGGACCUGUCCGGGCGCAUCUCCAGAGCGCGGCACAACGAGCUCUGACGGCCCGAGGCCCCGGCUCCGGGACCUUCCGAGGGGCCAGCUGCUCGGUGGCACCGUCUGGACGGGACUGGGGAAGUGUGACAGCGCCCAGUGGGCAGGAUGGCCUCAGAUGCCGUGUGCCUGGCGGGGGACCUGUGCACCGACUCCAGCUGCCCGCCGAGGGGCCGUCUGGGGCCGCAGCACCGGUCUGCAGACCUGGUGACUCAGCCGCAGAAACCCCAGGCGGGAGCCCUGUACAGGGACUGCCGCGUUCAACCCCCAGGGACCUGGCGCGCCACUCAGCCGUCUCUGCCUCUGUCUCACUGUGUCUUUGCCGCUUGGCCCUGGCCAGGCUGAGGUCCCCUCUUCCACCCACCCCACCUCGUCCUUCCCUGAUGCAGGAGAUGAAGGAAGGGCUGGUGGCGUCUUUCUGCCCCUGCAGGGAGGCCCCAUGUCCCACAGAAGUGCCCAGUGCUCUGGAAGGGAGGGUGCUGCACAGUGGGAGGUCGGGGGUCUCCCACAGCUCCCAGGGGUGAACCUGGGAGACUGGUCCAUCAAACAUACGUUCACUCUGAGAAGCCAAGGCCACGGGCCACGGGCAGGACUUCAGUGAGGGGAGGUCGCCCGCAGCAGACCCCAGAGCAGCCCUGGGCCUCCAUGUCGCGUCUGCCACUGACCAGGCCUCACAGGUGGGCGGUGACUGUCCACUGAGGCACGGCGUCCAGCGUGCAGAGCCCAGGCCACAAGCUUGGGUGCCAAGGGCCCCCAUGUGCCAGCACACCCCAGCCCUCGUGGGGUCACAUCAGUGUGGAGGUGAGGCCUGGCCAUCAGACCGUGCUGGGGUGGACCAGUGCACCAGUCGCAAGUGGCAACCACCUCCACCAGCUGACCCCAGGGAGAUGACCAGGGUCCAAGGACCCCCAACACUCAUAGCUAACUAGGCUCGUGCCCCCCUCCAAGUUCAUGGAUUGAAGCCUAACCCCCCAGUGGGAUGGUAGCUGUAGACGGGCCCUGCGGGAGGUGAUGGGGUCAUGAGGGUGGGGCCCAUGAGGGACCGGUGCCCUUCUAAGAGACCCCGGGGAGGGCUCACCACACACUGGUCCCCCUGCCCCGUGGUCUUGGACCCCCUGCCUCCAGGACAGAAAUAAAUGCUUGAGCCACCCGUUUGUGGAGUCUGUUGAGGCAGCCCGGAGGACAGGCCACUCCUGGCUUCGGUGCGGUCGGAUUCCCCGCUCACAUCGCAGACGUGUGCCGGAGUGCGUGUCGGUGGGUGUGGGUGUGGUGGUCCGUCAUGUGGCUGCCACGCUGCGUCCCUCCUGUGCGGGGGUAUCCGAGCUUGGGAUAGUAACGCUGGGUGGACAUGCGUGUGUUCUGGCUCCCAGAGUGGGUGGGUUCUCCCCCAU